Molecule: messenger RNA, 2386 nt
Organism: Folsomia candida
Lineage: Eukaryota; Metazoa; Arthropoda; Collembola; Entomobryomorpha; Isotomidae
Product: organic cation transporter 1
Exons: 13
Coding region: 374-2089 (571 amino acids)
Biological process (GO): transmembrane transport
Cellular component (GO): membrane
Molecular function (GO): transmembrane transporter activity
Source: RefSeq, a predicted model, not a curated record
ACUUGGUCAUCUUAAUUAGAAACUAAACAACGCAUUAUUGUCUGCCCAAUUCUAUGGGGUUGCAAAGUUCCAGCACGGGUUGACUGACGAAUGGUCAACCCGUGUCAGCAUAAGAGUGGAAAAAGUUGACUACCGAUUAUUGUUGUAUUGUUGACUCAAGUUGGCUUGAACUUCACAAGGAAAAUCUAUGCCGUUGUCUCGCAAGUCGAAUAUACAAACCACAAUUGUUAGUUAGUGCGACAUAGUGCAAUAUCGGUUACACACGCGCCGACGACGACGACGACGCGCAGCAUAAGAACAUCUUCAAUAACCAUUCAAUUUGGUGAAUUGUUUCCGUGUGGACCGAGAGGAACCAAAGGUCUCGCUUAUCAAAAUGAGUAUCCGCUCCAUUAAAACGGCGGCCGCGUUGGGUUACAACGUGAAGUGCAUGGAGAAUGGAGAUCAGAACAAACGGAAAGAAAGUAAAUGUGAAGAUUUUGACGACAUUUUGGAGCUAGUGGGAUCCCAGGGAAAGUUUCAGAAAUUUCUUUUGUACGUCGUCCUCUGUCCGGUCACGGCUAUUGAACCGGUCCUAGCGUUGAACAUGUUGUUCAUGUUGUAUGAACCAGAUCACUGGUGCAAUGUUCCAGGUAGACCUGAAAAUAUGACAUUGGAUUCAUGGAAAAAUCUCACAAUUCCCAGAGAGCUGGAUGGAACGUUUAGUAAAUGUGAAAUGAUCACUGCAAAUUCAAGCAGGGCGAGUUGCAGUUUUGGUUGGGAAUACGAUCGGAAGGAUUACGAUUUAACAAUACCCUCCCAGUAUAAUUGGGUUUGUGACAAAAGCGAGUGGGCGACCUGGGCUUUGACAUUCGGUGGGCUUGGAAACGCGGUCGGAACAAUUGUUUACGGGAUGCUAGCGGACCACAAAAUGGUUGGGAGGAAGCCCAUCUUUUUUUUGUGCUUGGUAUUGAACGUGUUUGGGAGAAUUGCCAGCUACUUUUUUCCCAGCAACUUUUACGUUUUCCUCGGACUCUUGUUCUUAACCGGCACGGGGUUCCCAAUGAUAUUUAUAGCCCCGUGCAUGAUCUGUGCUGAAAUAUCCGACAGAGUUUUUCGAGCAUGGAUAUAUUCAUGCACGUGGAUGAUUUGGGUUAUAGGAAUGGCGUCACUUCCGCUAAUUGCUUGGCUAGCCAGAGAUUGGUUUUACAUCGGAAUGAUAACCACAGUUCCAAUGGUGUUGGUUUUUGGGUUUUACAACUAUAUUCCCGAGAGCCCGAGGUGGCUCAUUUCCGUGGGUCGGACGGAAGAGGCUGCACUUAUUAUUAAGAAAAUGGCAGAAAAAAAUGGAACGUCGGAUAAGAUUUCAGACACCCAGUUGGACUCCAUGUUAAAACUAAUCGUUUCAAAGCAAAAUCAAAAUCGUCAAAGGGUUGGCGUGUGGACUUUAUACAGUCGUCCACGUCUAGCCCUCAAAACAACGCUGAUUACUAUCGCCUGGGUUAUGAACGGCACCAUUUAUUACGCGAUCACUCUCAACUCAUCCAACCUCUCGGGGAACCAAUUUGUCAACUUUUUUAUCCUGGCAAUGAUAGAAAUCCCAGCCGGAUAUUUUGGCAGCGUUCUCGUGGACAAGGGUGGACGUAGGUGGACACAAGUAGCUUUUUUCAUACUCUGUGCAUUCGCCAGUAUUGUUGCUGGGGUUGCCUCGCCUCACAAACACAACGAGGGAUGGGCCAUUGCCUCCGUGGUGGGCGCAGUCGUGUCCAAAUUUGCAAUUACUCUCACGUUUCUCGUCGUGUAUUUACAAGCUACGGAGAUUUUCCCAACAAUCAUUCGGUCAACAGGGAGUGGGUUUGCGUCAACAAUAUCAUCAAUUAUUGGAAUUUUUACUCCUUAUAUCGUUUAUUUGUCUAAAUAUAACCUCGGAGCGACCUGGUUUGCCAUUGUCGCAAUGUCGAUUGUUGGAAUGGUUAGCUCUGCAUUUUUGCCUGAGACUCUGGGCCAAUCCUUGCCUGAGUCAAUUGAAGAUGCCGAGAAUUUUGGGAAAGGAACAAAGUUUUGGAGUUUGGUUCCAAAAACUAAAGACGAAAAACCAAUUAAUGAAGCUUAAAGUACCUGAACAAUUAUUGUCUUAUUAUUUUAUAUUAACGACUAUGAUAAUAUCGUGCGAAAGCAUGCAACCAGUAUUCGUGUAUAGUAAAUAUCACCACACAUUCUUUUAUUUUAAUACUUGAUUUGAUAAUUGAAGGACUAACAUUAUAAAUUUUCCUGUUUGGGUAUACAUUUAAUUAGGCAUAUUUACCAUGUAAGACUUAUUCUAUUUUAUUGAGACUUUGUGAUAGGCCAUGUUUUUUGGUACUUCUAAACGCCAUACUGUCUAAAUAAUAAAUGCCAUAAUAUGAUGCGA